Helianthus annuus (common sunflower) is the source of this 444-nucleotide messenger RNA. RefSeq lists its product as uncharacterized. The coding region runs from base 1 to 444 and encodes 147 amino acids. The transcript has a single exon. The record is from RefSeq and is a predicted model, not a curated record. Lineage: Eukaryota; Viridiplantae; Streptophyta; Magnoliopsida; Asterales; Asteraceae.
AUGCCUAUUUCACAAGCAAUGAAAGCAAUAUCUUUCUCCAACCCCAUCCUUUCCCGUUGCCGCCGCCACCACCAGCGCCAACGCUAUUCUCAAGCGCUUGUUCUCAAUCACCGUGCUAAAUCUUUUGUUGUCAAUGCAAGAAGAGGGACAAAUGAUGGAGGGAAUAUUGUGGACGAAAACAUGAUCGUGUUGAGAAUGCGAAUAAGGGAGGUGGAGAUGGAUAGUAUGCCGCCAACGAGGUUGGAGAAUUGGAUGGAGUGGGAGAAGAAGUACUACGAGCAUUAUAUUCGAGAUGUUUGUGAAGCCAUGAUGAUGUUGCAAAUGUGUUUGAUGAACAAUAGACCAAGUUUGGUCAUUGGGACAUUGACACUUUUGAUGUUAACUAUUACUAUAUCGGCUAGUAUUGGUAUCUACAAUUUUACAAGUUUGGUAGGGUCACUUUAG